AUGUCCCCCCAUACCAUCGACUUCCUUUCCCUCCCGCCCGAAAUCCGCAACGCCAUAUACGUCCUCGUCCUACUCUCUACAGAGCGCCUCAUCCCCGACCGCUCCAGGACGCAAUUCCCCGCCUGGCCCUUCUAUCACCGCGAGGCCCCAGCACGCCCUCCACGCGCCUCCCGGCUGGCGCUCCUGGUGACGUGCCGCACCAUUCACGCCGAGGCGUCGCCCCUCUUCUACGGCAACGUCAUCUUUGAGCUCGUCGACCCGCGCUCGCCGCGCUGGACGCUCCCGUGGCUGCGCACCAUCGGCGCCAACGCGGCCGCCGUGCGGUUCCUGGCCGUGCUGGAGCUGCGGCGGACAACGGCGGCCGACGGCGCUGCGGUGGUGGACGACGGGCUGCUGGGCGGGCUGCUGGGUGGGCUGCGGGGGCGGUGGCCGCGGCUGCGCGUCGUGCGGCUGCUGGGCCUGCCGCCGGGGCAGGAGGAGAUGCUGCGGGUGGUAAGUCGACGCGUGGGGUGCAGGGUGCAGGCGGCGAGCUGGAGGGAUGGCGUGCUAGAGGUCGAGCUCGAGGUUGAGCAUGACGGGGAGGAGGAGGAGGAGGAGGAGCCCAAGCGAUGGGUUCACGAUGUUGUCAUCAGACACCUGUUGAGGCCGAUCAGGCCGUUUUGAUCAUGUCCAUUAUACCCGUCGUAAAUCAUACACAUGUCCCAUGCAGCCGGCGUCGAUAUAGUAGCA
Gaeumannomyces tritici R3-111a-1 is the source of this 729-nucleotide messenger RNA. RefSeq lists its product as hypothetical. The transcript is spliced from 2 exons. NCBI's taxonomy places the organism in Eukaryota, Fungi, Ascomycota, Sordariomycetes, Magnaporthales, Magnaporthaceae. The coding region runs from base 1 to 663 and encodes 220 amino acids. The record is from RefSeq and is a predicted model, not a curated record.